CUGAUGAAUUCUCUGUCUCCUCUUCGUUCCAGUAUUCUGUCAUUGUUGGAAUCAUCCUUUUGGUUGAAAUCGUUGCCGUUAUCCUUGCUGCUGUCUACUACGAUCAGACGAAAAAAGAAAUGGCCGCAUAUCUAAAUCUUACGAUCAUCGACAAAUACUACGGCACUCCAUUUACCUCUGAGCCGCUGUCUCUUGCCUGGGACUUUCUACAUAUCACAUUCUCCUGCUGCGGUCUUGACAACUACACCGAUUUUGACUCUGCCACCAACUGGAACAAAACUUCUGCUGCCGGCUCCAUGGUUAUACCGCCAUCUUGUUGUAAAGUCCAGGACGCGAGCACCUUCCCAACGUUUACGUUGACCGACACUAACUGUCCGUACAGUCCUUCCACGACCAACUCAAACUACCAGACUACUUGCUACGCUUCGCUGAUGAGCUACGUCCAGACUUACUCCAUCGCAAUAAUAGCUGUAACAUCAUCCGUGGCCGUCCUGCAACUAAUCGUCAUCAUAGCUGCAUGUUGCCUCUGUCGGGCCAUUGGAGGGGACUCAGAUACACGCGCCUAAUUCUAACAGAGAAGCUUCCGCAUCUAACAGUGAACUCAUAACCGCAUUCACCAAUUUCCGAAAUCAAAAUCACCCGUCGGGAACUAACACCAGAUA
Messenger RNA from Lineus longissimus, 662 nucleotides. RefSeq names its product tetraspanin-21-like. The transcript has 4 exons. Lineage: Eukaryota; Metazoa; Nemertea; Pilidiophora; Heteronemertea; Lineidae. The coding region runs from base 120 to 566 and encodes 148 amino acids. Gene Ontology annotation, cellular component: membrane. The record is from RefSeq and is a predicted model, not a curated record.